AAAGGGGACAGCCAGGACCGGUGUUGGGUGUCAGGGAACAGACGGAGCGGGCUGCGUGGCUUCGGCCAAGGAAAGUAAAUAAAGCAAGGAGGUUUGUUUGGGUGGAGAGUUGCCUAGGGAAGCGGAGCACUUAAGAGCCUCUUUUCACCCCUCUCCGGCCUCCUCUACAGUGGUGAGAUCACAGCCCCUUUGAGCGAGUCCUCCCUCCUCUCACCCCUCCCGCUCCCUGUCUCCCUCAGCCUGGAGGAUCCCCAGGCGCAGAGGGCUGAGAAUGAGGUGAUUGCGGAAGAUGAAGAAAUAGCCCUGGGGGCCCGUGGAAAAUGAGGCCAUCGUCCCUGUUGCAGCUGGUGCUGCUGCUCGCCCUGCCCAGGAACCUGGGGGGAAAGGGGUGUCUGUCUCCACCCUGCGAGUGUCACCAGGAGGACGACUUCAGAGUCACCUGCAAGGAUAUCCACCGCAUCCCCAGCUUACCGCCCAGUACGCAGACCCUGAAACUUAUCGAGACUCAUCUGAAAACCAUUCCCAGUCAUGCAUUUUCAAAUCUGCCCAAUGUUUCCAGGAUCUACUUAUCUAUAGACGCAACUCUGCAGCGGCUAGAAUCACAUUCCUUCUUCAAUUUGAGUAAAAUGACUCACAUCAGGAUUAAGGAUGUUAAGAGCCUCACAUACUUCCCCAACAAAGAAAAACAGCCCGACUCCAUAAAAGAAAUGCCUAUAUUAAAAUGGUUUGGCAUUUUCAACACUGGACUUAGAAUAUUCCCUGACCUGACCAAAGUUUAUUCCACUGAUGUAUUCUUUAUACUUGAAAUUACAGACAAUCCUUACAUGACUACAAUCCCUGUGAAUGCUUUUCAGGGACUGUGCAAUGAAACGUUGACACUGAAACUGUACAACAAUGGCUUUACUUCAAUCCAAGGACUUGCUUUCAAUGGGACAAAGCUGGAUGCUGUUUAUCUAAACAAGAAUAAAUACUUGACAGUUAUUGACAAAGAUGCAUUCGGAGGAGUAUACAGUGGACCAACCUUGCUGGAUGUGUCUUACACCAGUGUCACUGCGCUGCCCUCCAAAGGCCUGGAGCACCUGAAGGAAUUGAUAGCAAGGAACACUUGGACUCUUAAGAAACUUCCACUUUCCAUGAGUUUCCUUCACCUCACACGGGCUGACCUUUCCUAUCCAAGCCACUGCUGUGCUUUUAAGAAUCAGAAGAAAAUCAGAGGAAUCCUUGAGUCCUUGAUGUGUAAUGGGAGCAGUAUCCAGAGCCUGCGUCACAGAAAAUCUGUGAAUGCCUUGAACGGCCCCUUCUACCAGGAGUAUGAAGAGAAUCUGGGUGACGGCAGUGUUGGGUACAAGGAAACGUCCAAGUUCCAGGAUGCCAGUGAAAACUCUCACUAUUAUGUCUUCUUUGAAGAACAAGAGGAUGAGAUCAUUGGUUUUGGCCAGGAGCUCAAAAACCCCCAGGAAGAGACCCUACAGGCCUUUGACAGCCAUUAUGACUACAUCGUGUGCGGGGACAAUGAAGACAUGGUGUGUACCCCCAAGUCAGAUGAGUUCAACCCCUGCGAAGACAUAAUGGGCUACAAGUUUCUGAGAAUUGUGGUGUGGUUUGUUAGUCUGCUGGCUCUCCUGGGCAAUGUCUUUGUCAUGUUUAUCCUCCUCACCAGCCACUACAAACUGACCGUCCCACGCUUCCUCAUGUGCAACUUGGCCUUUGCAGAUUUCUGCAUGGGUAUAUACCUGCUUCUCAUCGCCUCCGUAGACCUGUACACUCACUCUGAAUACUACAACCACGCCAUUGACUGGCAGACAGGUCCUGGGUGCAACACGGCUGGUUUCUUCACCGUCUUUGCCAGUGAGUUGUCCGUGUACACACUAACAGUCAUCACCCUGGAGCGCUGGUAUGCUAUCACCUUUGCUAUGCGCCUGGACAGGAAGAUCCGCCUCAGACACGCAUAUGCCGUCAUGAGUGGGGGCUGGGUCAGCUGCUUCCUUCUUGCCCUGCUCCCUUUGGUAGGAAUAAGUAGCUAUGCCAAGGUCAGCAUCUGCCUGCCCAUGGACACUGAGACCCCUCUUGCUCUGGCAUAUAUUGUUUUUGUUCUGUUGCUCAACAUAGUGGCCUUCGUCAUUGUCUGCUCCUGCUAUGUGAAGAUCUACAUCACGGUCCGAAAUCCCCAGUACAACCCAGGAGAAAAAGAUACCAAAAUUGCCAAGAGGAUGGCUGUGCUGAUCUUUACAGACUUCAUGUGCAUGGCCCCGAUCUCGUUCUUCACUCUAUCAGCACUGAUGAACAAGCCUCUCAUCACCGUUUCCAACUCCAAAAUCUUGCUGGUUCUCUUCUAUCCACUUAACUCCUGUGCCAAUCCAUUUCUCUAUGCUAUUUUCACCAAGGCCUUCCAGAGAGACGUGUUCAUCCUACUCAGCAAGUUUGGCAUCUGUAAACGACAGGCUCAGGCAUACCGGGGCCAGAGAGUUUCUCCAAAGAACAGCACUGGUAUUCAGGUUCAAAAGGUCACCCAGAACAUGAGGCAAAGUCUCCCCAACAUGCAAGAUGUCUAUGAACUGCUUGAAAACUCCCAUCUAACUCCAAAUAAGCAGGGCCAAAUCUCAGAAGGGUAUAAGCAAACAGUUUUGUAAGUUGACCCUACACUACUCGCAAUGGUAGGACUUAUGAAAGACUAGUUUCUUGAACACACAUUCCAAUCCCAUGACACACUCAAUACACAACUGCCCU
Propithecus coquereli (Coquerel's sifaka) is the source of this 2727-nucleotide messenger RNA. RefSeq names its product thyroid stimulating hormone receptor (gene TSHR). NCBI's taxonomy places the organism in Eukaryota, Metazoa, Chordata, Mammalia, Primates, Indriidae. Gene Ontology annotation, molecular function: thyroid-stimulating hormone receptor activity. The transcript is spliced from 13 exons. Bases 321 to 2630 code for a protein of 769 amino acids. Gene Ontology annotation, biological process: G protein-coupled receptor signaling pathway. Gene Ontology annotation, cellular component: membrane. The record is from RefSeq and is a predicted model, not a curated record.